GUUGCACCGCCCGAUGUGCGGGAGCUGGCGCGCAUGGCACACAUUUCCGUGACUGACGAAGAGGUGGCGGACUGGGGACCCAAGCUAGAGAGCAUCGUGGAGUGGUUUGGUCAGCUGCAGGGUGUGGAUGUUGAGGGCGUGCCGCCCGCGCUUCGGGCUGAUGUGGAGGCGCAGAGCACGCUGCGCGCCGAUCAAGUGCGGCAGCCUCAGGGCGGGACAGAUUUGGUGCAGCAGGCACCCGAUCGGGAAGGCCCCUUUGUGCGAGUGCCAAAAAUU
Chlorella variabilis is the source of this 276-nucleotide messenger RNA. RefSeq lists its product as hypothetical. The record is from RefSeq and is a predicted model, not a curated record. Lineage: Eukaryota; Viridiplantae; Chlorophyta; Trebouxiophyceae; Chlorellales; Chlorellaceae. The transcript is spliced from 2 exons. The annotation marks the transcript as partial. Gene Ontology annotation, molecular function: glutaminyl-tRNA synthase (glutamine-hydrolyzing) activity. Gene Ontology annotation, biological process: glutaminyl-tRNAGln biosynthesis via transamidation; regulation of translational fidelity.